Molecule: messenger RNA, 1104 nt
Organism: Nicrophorus vespilloides
Lineage: Eukaryota; Metazoa; Arthropoda; Insecta; Coleoptera; Silphidae
Product: trypsin-1-like
Exons: 6
Coding region: 149-1096 (315 amino acids)
Biological process (GO): proteolysis
Molecular function (GO): serine-type endopeptidase activity
Source: RefSeq, a predicted model, not a curated record
ACAUAGGCUUUAAUUUCUAUUAUAUUAUAUACUAAAUAUAUUUUCUACAGAACUAACUAGUAGGUUAUUCAACUUGGGUUUUACCUCAGAUUCAAUUCGAGUUUAUUAUGUCGUUUUACUACAUUCCGUGGUCGUCUUUUCGAGCAAGAUGUUGUUAGUGCUCAUGAUAUUAUUUUCUAUAAUUAAUAAUACAAUUGCAUUAUCUAACGAUCUAUUCAUAAUACAUAAUCCUAUUCUGGAAGACGUUAAUGAUAACUACACAUCACAUGAAGUUGAAGUAUUCCCCUCGAAAUGUGGUUUAAGAGGAGGCUACUAUUUCAACAGAAUUGUUGGAGGACAGAUUUCGGAACCAGGAGAGUUUCCAUGGAUCGUUUCUUUGCAAAUUCGAGUGAGAAAUAUGUCCAAACACAUUUGCGGAGGAGCGAUUAUAAAUGCGCUAUGGAUAAUAUCUGCGGCUCAUUGUGUUUUUGAUUUGAAUCCAUCGGAAAUAUCAAUAGUUGCUGGUGAUUAUAAUUUGUAUAUACAAGAAGGAUUUGAGCAAAGACGACAGGCAUAUAAAAUAUUCACUAAAAAUUUCGAUUUAACAAAUUUUCAAAAUGACAUCAGUUUAAUUAAAUUACAAAAGCCUUUAAAAUUAGUUGAGAAGCGAAUUGAACCAAUUUGUUUACCGCUUCCAGAUGAUGUUUUCUAUGGUAAUGGAGUUGUGGCCGGUUGGGGUCGGUGGGAUGAAAACGAAAGGGCUACUCCCCGUUUAAAUCAUGUUAGUUUACCAAUAAUCAACAAAACGGUGUGCGAUUAUCAAUACAAACGGGUGGGAUUCUCAGGAUAUUUGAAUGACUGUCAAAUGUGCGCGGGAUUUUUAAAUGGAAGAAAAGAUGCUUGCCAAGGAGAUUCGGGAGGUCCAUUGAUAUGCAACAAAGACAAUGAUCGUUAUUAUCUAUGUGGUAUUGUAAGCUGGGGUAUUGGAUGUGGAAGACCAAAUUAUCCAGGAAUAUACACAAAAGUACUUUUCUUUAAAUUUUAUUCCUUAUUCAUGAGUAAUCAUAUAUAUUUUAGGUCACUUGCUUCUCUGAAUGGAUAUCCAACACAAUUAUAAAUAAUUAG